GCUGGAUGCCCGAAGUUCCAUUCUAUUUUUGCUUUAAAGUUAUGAUCUCAAAUUCGCAUAGGUAUUUGAACGUAUUAACGAGAAGAUUUAGCGGUCAGCGUCCAUCGUAGCGACUGCCAGCUUAUUCGGAAGAGCCCGGGGCUUUACAGUCGCAUGCCACAUGCCGAGGCAUGUGGCCGGUUAGGGCGUUGGAGCCGACGGCCGGCGAAGCUCCGUAGACGUAGGCGGCGCACGACUAGUCACCCCGAUCACAUGCUAACCAGCAGAGAAACGGCAUCUACGGCCAUCUAUUGGUCUAUCUGGGAUAAGAUUAGAUUAACCAAAACACGCGGUCUGGGAGACUCAGGUAGGAGAAAAUGUCCAUAAGUGUGGGCUUAACAAGCAUUCUUCUCUCAAUCCAAA
This is a messenger RNA of Babjeviella inositovora NRRL Y-12698, 402 nucleotides long. RefSeq lists its product as uncharacterized. The transcript has a single exon. The record is from RefSeq and is a predicted model, not a curated record. The coding region runs from base 154 to 366 and encodes 70 amino acids. Lineage: Eukaryota; Fungi; Ascomycota; Pichiomycetes; Serinales.